AUGUCCUUUACUAGUGCAAAAGUGCUUUCCACGACGCCAUUGUCCAACGACGAGUCGCGAUGGAUCUCCCUGAAUAAAAUCACCUACCAGGACCCCAAAGGCAUCGAACGCGUCUGGGAAACCGCCGAGCGCCGCACCCGCCCCGCCGGCGCCGACAUCGACGGCGUGGGCAUCGUCGCCAUCCUCGACAAGCCCACGGGCAAGGAGAUUAUCCUGCAGAAGCAGUACCGCCCGCCCGUCGACAAGGUUGUCAUCGAGGUCCCCGCCGGCCUGAUUGACGCGGGCGAGACCGCCGAGCAGGCCGCCGUGCGCGAGCUCAAGGAGGAGACGGGCUACGUGGGCGAGGUGACUGAGACAACUCCCAUCAUGUAUAACGACCCUGGGUUUUGCAACACGAAUCUGCGCAUGGUGCACGUCACGAUCGAUAUGGCGCUGCCGGAGAAUCAGGACUUGAAGCCGGAGCUGGAGGAGAACGAGUUUAUUGAGGUGUUUACCGUGCCGUUGGCGAACUUGUGGGAGGAGUGCAAGAAGCUGGAGGCAGAGGGCUAUGCAAUCGACGCGCGGGUGGGCACAUUCGCCGAGGGUAUUCUGCUGGCGCAGAGAUUGAAGCUAUGA
Messenger RNA from Trichoderma gamsii, 615 nucleotides. Its product is annotated as NUDIX domain-containing protein. The record is from RefSeq and is a predicted model, not a curated record. Gene Ontology annotation, molecular function: ADP-ribose diphosphatase activity. Gene Ontology annotation, cellular component: nucleus; cytosol. Bases 1 to 615 code for a protein of 204 amino acids. Lineage: Eukaryota; Fungi; Ascomycota; Sordariomycetes; Hypocreales; Hypocreaceae. The transcript has 3 exons. Gene Ontology annotation, biological process: ribose phosphate metabolic process; nucleoside phosphate metabolic process.